UUUGUUGGUAGCGCACAUGUCGACGAAUAUUGACCCUUCAAAUGUUCGCAAACUCGCUGUGGUAGUUAAAUAGAUUUCAAGUGUCUCGAAUCUCAAGUGUGAUGAGUGAAAAAAAGGCUCAAAUCUCUUGUUUAGUCUUCGUUUCCUUGCUGUUAACAACGAAAAGCCACACUUACUGCACCAGCUCGUACGGGAGGGAAACGUGCAGCUUCCUACCCGCAGCCCCAGGAAAAACACCGCCGUGCGCUCUGCCGGGGCUCACAUACUGCGAACAUCCUGAACACUACCCUGGCGAGAGGAUUCAAUAUUUGAUACAAAAAUGGCGGUUUGACCACUCGACUAUUCUCAUCGAUGAGUCCAAAGAAGACUUCACUUCGUACUUUUACCCCCCGCCUAAACCAAAAUAUGGCCCCCCUAACACCCUACCCACUUACUACCCCGAACCGAUCCAUAUACCUAAACCCAACUACGUUUAUGAACAAAGCUCUAGAGCGGGAAAUACUUAUAUUCCGCCCCCUUACAACUCCACUCAAACUUUUACAGGAUAUCCCCAAGGCCAGUAUGUGAAAUACAAAUACUCAAAUAAUAUACCACCAAGUGUUCCAAGGGACGUUUACGGUCCCCCUAGUUACUUAUCAACCCUUGCCCUACCCCAAAUCAACCCCUAUGCGAACAAAGUCUGGAACAGAAAAGACGAAAAGUACGGGAAAGCAAUUUUAAUUCGAAAAAAACGUUCGAGUCAUUUAAGAAAAUUGAAAUCUCUGGUUUUGCCAUCGAAUAGUACUGCCCAUGACCGCAAGAAGCGCCAAAAUGCCCUCACAGGGCAAACCUUAUGCACUUCAAGAUCUCAGUAUAUCAUGCCUAGGGCAGCUUUGAACAACAAGGGAAACUGGAUGUAUGUGGUAAACAUGCCCGAGUUGGACAACAGAUAUAGUCAACUUGUCAAAAGUGAAACUUGUGCGUCGCAGACUUGCAGUGGACUUUGUAGCCUUCCUGUAGGAUACACGUCCAGAUGCGAGCAGAAAUAUGUUCAAAAAAGAUUAAUAGCAUUGGAGGGGGCUGGGAAUGAACUCUACACCGAUGUGUUCUGGUUUCCUAGUUGUUGUGUGUGUACUAUUUCAAACGGCUGAUUUUUUAUAUCUUGUACAUGUAGAAAAUUAGUUUUUUAAAUUAUAGUUA
Messenger RNA from Tribolium madens (black flour beetle), 1179 nucleotides. Its product is annotated as protein spaetzle 5. The coding region runs from base 102 to 1130 and encodes 342 amino acids. Gene Ontology annotation, cellular component: extracellular region. Gene Ontology annotation, biological process: innate immune response; central nervous system formation; regulation of Toll signaling pathway. Gene Ontology annotation, molecular function: Toll binding; growth factor activity. The transcript has 4 exons. The record is from RefSeq and is a predicted model, not a curated record. NCBI's taxonomy places the organism in Eukaryota, Metazoa, Arthropoda, Insecta, Coleoptera, Tenebrionidae.